Gadus chalcogrammus (walleye pollock) is the source of this 428-nucleotide messenger RNA. Its product is annotated as ribosome biogenesis protein SPATA5-like. Bases 12 to 362 code for a protein of 116 amino acids. Gene Ontology annotation, molecular function: ATP hydrolysis activity. Gene Ontology annotation, cellular component: cytoplasm. Lineage: Eukaryota; Metazoa; Chordata; Actinopteri; Gadiformes; Gadidae. The transcript has 3 exons. The record is from RefSeq and is a predicted model, not a curated record.
CUUCACUGGAGAUGAGCUGCCAGGCGCUGAUGAGACCGGGCCGUUUGGACCGCAUCGUGUACGUCCCGCUCCCAGACGCCCAGACCCGCCGUGACAUCUUCAACAUCCAAUUCAGGAACACGCCGGUGUCCCCCGACGUCAGCCUGGACCUCCUGGUGGGCCGGACAGAGAAGUACUCCGGAGCCGAGAUCUCGGCGGUGGUGCGGGAGGCCGCUCUCCUGGCCCUGCAGCAGGACAUCGCGGUGCAGCAGGUGACGGCGGACCACCUCCACGCCGCCCUGCAGGUGGUCCGGCCCCGGGUCCCCGAAUCCCUCCUGCAGACCUACCGCCGGUACCAGCAGCAGAGCCCCGCCCCCUUCUGAGGCCCGCCUCCCAUUGGCCCGGCCCAACCACCUGACCUCAGUGUGUGAAUAUGUGAAUAUGUUUCA